Cladocopium goreaui is the source of this 1083-nucleotide messenger RNA. The record is from the annotation of a GenBank genome assembly. NCBI's taxonomy places the organism in Eukaryota, Dinophyceae, Suessiales, Symbiodiniaceae.
AUGUAUGCUGCGUCUAGCAUACAGACAUGUAAAACUCAUGUGAAAUUGUGUUGGCCAGACAGCAGUGGGGUUCUUUUGCGGUGCUACUUUCAUCCUUUUGGAAGAAAGUCGCCUGCUUGCAGGGAAUCCUGCUGUGACAAGCCAUCAUCCUGCUUCGACUCAAUAUAUACGAGGAAGGAAUGUUGUAGCACGGGCUUUGCACGGCUCUUCCCCACUGCAGACGCUGUGGAGGUCGAUUGGGAGGAUGGAUCGCGAUGGGCCGCUUCCGAGGCCGGGUACGAUCCCACUGGGGCUCACCCAUCCUUCAGCUCCACUCAACGUGCCUGGGAGGCCAGCAUCAGCAACGCAUCGAUUCGGAUGUCCCAGGAGGUCUUAGGACAUCACUUGGAAUUUAUGGCUUUCAAACGCUCGGGGCCAGCUUUGGGCAAAGUACUCGAAGAACUGAGCGAGGACCUCUACCGACUAGGUCAUGUAGAGCUACUGAAGAACCAGGCACCGUCGGCAGUGGCCGUUGAUGUGGGUGCCUCGAUCGGCUUAGUCUCCGUGCUCUUGUGCAAGCUAUGGGCAGGUGCGCGAGUGGUGGCGAUGGAGCCUGCACCGCCCAACUUCCGAUACUUGCUGUGGAAUCUGCGGAUCAAUCAUGUGACGGACUGCGUGUGGCCUUUGAAUGUUGCUGCGGGGGCUUCUCCAUCACCAGAACGUCACUUCUUCUAUUCCCCCACGUAUCCGACGUGGUCCCAAUAUUGCCAGGAGGAUUGUCAAGAUGAUGAUGACUCCUGGCGUGGCGGGUACACAGAUUGGCAGUUGCGUUUCUCUGCACCAGUUGUGAGUCUGGCAGAGGUGGUUUGGGCGCUUGGCUUCAACCGCAUAGAUUUCCUCAAGGUCGACUGUGAAGGCUGCGAGUGGGAGAUCUUUGCUCCGCAUGCUUGGGAGCGUCUCCGACACCGCAUCAGAUAUGUUGCCACCGAACUGCACCAAUGGGCACUUCCAACCGAUGCUGAGAGAGGUUUGGAGGCCUCAGUCCGGGGGUUUGUGUGCAGACAUGAAGUCGUGAGGGAGAACUUCCUGUGCUCAACAAUGUGA